This is a messenger RNA of Tarenaya hassleriana, 1328 nucleotides long. Its product is annotated as dnaJ homolog subfamily B member 4. Gene Ontology annotation, cellular component: cytosol. The transcript has 3 exons. Bases 145 to 1221 code for a protein of 358 amino acids. Gene Ontology annotation, molecular function: protein-folding chaperone binding. NCBI's taxonomy places the organism in Eukaryota, Viridiplantae, Streptophyta, Magnoliopsida, Brassicales, Cleomaceae. The record is from RefSeq and is a predicted model, not a curated record.
GUUAUUUCAUGAUCUAAAAAAAGGAGUUUCAGGAAGAAAAAAAAAACGAUUCAUUUCCGUGGAGACCCAUCUCUCUCUCUCUCUCUCUCUCUCUCGUCGUCGUCGUCGUUGUUCUUUGUGUGUCGUUCGCCGUCUCCAUCAGAAAUGGCGACACAAGGGGUGCCGAAGAAGAAGAGCUUCCUCCUCCGUGACGUGGUCAAACUAUGCAGAUCGAUCGCCAAGCUAUGGCCACGCGACAAGAACAGCAAGCUCUCUUCGUGUUCUUCCUUUGACUUCGACACCAAGACAAAGCUCAAGACCAAAUCCAAACGCAAAGAUCACCAUCACCAUGUGGACGUACGUGACGUCAAGGAUCUUCCCUCGCAGAUUCUCCAGGAAGCGAAGGCUGAUGCAAAAGAGGAAGGGGUGAGGCUGUGUAGGGUUCAUAGCUACCGAUACGACAGAACCGAUGAUUUCGUGCGGAACAAGAAGCUGCCCCUGUCGAGAAGUUGCAGCCAGAACAUGCCCAUGAGGCGAAACUCGUCAUCGUUCACGAGGAGCAAGAGCAGCUGCAACCGGACGGAUGCCACUUCCAGAUUCGCACCAUCAUUCACGAGGACAGCAGGGAACGGCGCCCAGAGAAGCUUCACAAACCCGAUAUUGUACUCAAGCUCCACGGCAACGGCGGCUAAACCUCCUCCCACGGAAGAAGAACUCAUCUGCACGCUCGAGGAGCUGUGCAAAGGGUGCACCAAGAAAAUCAAGAUCAAGAGAGAUGUCAUGACCAGUUCAGGGGAGGUAAGCCGGGAGGAGGAGAUGGUGGAGAUAAAAGUGGAGCCGGGAUGGAAAGGAGGAACGAAGGUUACAUUCGAAGGGAAAGGAAACGAAGCAAUGGGGAGCGCACCAGCUGACUUGACGUUUGUGAUCACGGAGAAAGAGCACGAUCUGUUCACGAGGGAAGGAGACGAUCUCGAGAUGGAGGUUGAGAUCCCUCUUGUUGAAGCCUUGACAGGCUGCGAGAUCUCUGUCCAAUUGCUCGAUGGGGACAACAUUAAUUUAAGGAUAGACGACGUUAUCCACCAUGGAUACACCAUGGUAAUUCAAGGCAAAGGGAUGCCCAGGGCAAAGGAGAAGGAGAAGAGAGGAGAUUUGAUGAUAAAGUUUUGGACAAAGUUCCCUCGAAGACUUUCAGAUUAUCAACGGGCCGAGAUCCGGAACAUUCUACAAGGUUCCAGUACUUGAUCGAUGGAGAAUGCUCUCAUUUCCAAUUCUAGGAUAGCUUUGCAACAAUGGCUAAACCAAAGAGUCUGUAUCAUGUUAAACGUAACAAAAGAGCUACCAUUCCUAUA